Photinus pyralis (common eastern firefly) is the source of this 1247-nucleotide messenger RNA. Its product is annotated as WD repeat-containing protein 89-like. Gene Ontology annotation, molecular function: protein binding. NCBI's taxonomy places the organism in Eukaryota, Metazoa, Arthropoda, Insecta, Coleoptera, Lampyridae. The record is from RefSeq and is a predicted model, not a curated record. Bases 114 to 1226 code for a protein of 370 amino acids. The transcript is spliced from 5 exons.
CUCCAACAUGUAUCACAAAUCACAUGUAUAAUUUUUAUAAUUAUUAAUUAUAACCUCACUUUUCUAAUUUUCAUUUGUAUGGCUGGGUACUGCUAGUGUUGCAUUUAUAAAUAAUGGACCAUAAAAAUUCCUCGGAACUAAACUUGGAGGACUAUGACAGUGACUCAAAUGAAGAUGAAGCGGUCAGUUCUAUAAAUGCCUGCCCCUUAGUCACGGAGAAGGAAAUUAACCGAAAAGAUGAUUCUUACAUUCUACAUUUAUCAGCGACAUCUGAUGCCAGCUGCAAUAUCCUUAUCGGCACAUCGAAUAAUUCUUGCGAGAUUUUUCGUUUAGGCGAAAACCGGCUCGCCAAAUUGGAGACUUUAGAAAAUUUUGAGCAUCCGAUCAUAGGAGUGCAAUUUAGUCCAGAAAGUAACGAUUUGAUGUAUAUUGCUACAUCUCUUGGUAAUAUUCAGCUGUGGGAUUUGAGAACGCCUCAAAAGUUUGUCGUUCAAUUCACAGAAAAGAAAGAAGAGGGCUCGUCAAAUGAUCUUAAAACAUUAGCUUGUUUUAAUGCAUCUGCGAAUAAUCGUCUCUUAACUGCAGGGACUGAACUUUAUAAGGGUGAAGCCUUUAUAUUGUUUUGGGAUAUUAGAAACACAACUUUGAUGGGUGGUUAUUGGGAAUCGCAUACUGAUGAUGUUACUCAAGUUGUCUUUGAUCCAAAUGAUGCUGAUAAAUUGAUGUCAGGUUCUGUAGAUGGCUUAAUUAAUGUGUACGAUGUUAAACAUACUAAUGAAGAUGAUGCUUUAAUGGAUUCAUUUAACACAGAAUCUUCGGUUGAACAAUUAUGCUGGUAUAGUAACAAGGGCAAAGAUUUUAUUAGUUGUAUUACUCACACUGCUGAUGUUCAGCUGUGGUCUCCUGACGAUGCAGAGCCUUAUGCACAUUUUCGAAGAAGUGAUAUUACCAAAGCAAUGAAGCGCAAAUCGGAAGCACAUUGCUAUGUAGCAGGUGCUCACAGGUUACUGGGGAACGAGCUACUUAUUUUAGCUGGUUCUAAUUGGAAUGAUGGAGAACACUUGAAAUGUAUGUCUACAAGUAACAAAAAACUGGAAUCAUUUGGUACAUUGAAAGAGAACAGGCAAAGGGUUCGAUGUAGUGUUUUUAAUCAAUACCACAAUCUACUUAUGACAGGAGGGGAACAAGGAAUAUUAAAUGUGUGGAAUGUAAAUCUGAAUGUAUAGACAAUAAAAGAUUGAUUUGCA